AUGUAUGGCGAGCAAGGCAACAAGCUCGUGGUCGAUGCGAAGCGCAUCCAAAACCUGCCACACCUACCACCAUACGCAACGACGACAAUCCGUGCGGUGACAAAAGAAGUCCGCGAGCUGGACCGCGACGCGACCGCGCUUCUGGCACCAUACAGACUCGGAAGCACUCAAGGAAGCAAUGGAUCUCAGCCUCAAUCAUCGUUCAACCCGGCAGACGACCCGGCUUUGGCCUGCACACUCCUGGUCAACCACCUCUCCACCCGCAGGAACAAGCGAUGCCUAAUGGCAUACCACAAAACCCGCACGGACAAGCUGGAAGCCAUGUGCUGGGAGGGUGUCGAUGUCUCUGAUUUGCAGCAAGCUUCCGCCUCGACUACCGCUGGUGGACAGAGUGGACCGACGAGCAGUCUGAGCGCAGAGGAAGAACAGUACGUUCAUCAGUACAGCGACCUUCUCGCUGCGUACAAGGGUCAGUGGACCGACAUCGACUUGACUGGAAGUCUAGAGCCUCCGAAAGAUAUCUUCAUCGAUGUGCGGGUGCUGAAGGAUGCGGGUGAAAUUCAGACGGAGUACGGGUCGAUCACUUUGACGAAGAACAGCCAGUUCUACGUUCGUCAAGCUGAUGUCGAGCGGCUCAUUCAUCAAGGCUAUUUGCAACGACUGAGCUGA
Molecule: messenger RNA, 669 nt
Organism: Zymoseptoria tritici IPO323
Lineage: Eukaryota; Fungi; Ascomycota; Dothideomycetes; Mycosphaerellales; Mycosphaerellaceae
Exons: 1
Coding region: 1-669 (222 amino acids)
Biological process (GO): DNA replication; DNA strand elongation involved in mitotic DNA replication
Cellular component (GO): GINS complex
Source: RefSeq, a predicted model, not a curated record